UGUCUUUCAACAUGUUCUCUAAAGUACUUGCUUUAAGCGCGGUGUUAGCGGUGGCCAGCGCUGGUCUCCUGGCUACUCCCGCAGUUCACUACUCUCCAGCUUCCGCGGUCUCCUCACAGAGCAUCGUGCGCCAUGAACAGCCAAUCGCCGUAGCUGCUCCCGUCGCAUACCAAUCUGCUCCAGUCGCAUACGCCUCUCCCGCUCGCUAUUCGGCCGCUGUCUCCUCACAAAACAUCGUCCGCCACCAACAGCCUAUCGCCGUAGCUGCUCCCAUUGCCUACAACGCCGCUCCUCUCUCUUAUGCCACACCUCUUUCUUACGCUGCUCCCGCUCGUUACUCAUCUGCUGCUGCAGUUUCCUCCCAAAACAUCGUUCGUCACGGACAGGCUAUUGCUCCCGCACGUCUGGCCUACCAAGCUGCUGCUCUAGUCGCUCCCGUCGUCCACGCUGCUCCCCUUGUCCACGCUGCUCCAGCCCGCGCCAUUAUCGCCCAACACGAGGAAUACGACGCACACCCCAGCUACGACUUCGCUUACUCCGUAGCCGACGGCCACACCGGUGACAACAAGUCCCAGCACGAGAGCCGCGACGGAGAUGUUGUACGUGGUGAAUACUCCCUGGUUGAAGCUGACGGCUCAAUCCGCCGCGUAGAGUACUCCGCUGAUGCACACAACGGCUUCAACGCCGUCGUCAGCAACUCUGCACCCGCUCACGCCGCCCCUGCAUACGCCCCAGCUGCUGUUCUCGCCCACCAUUGA
Pieris brassicae (large cabbage white) is the source of this 758-nucleotide messenger RNA. Its product is annotated as cuticle protein 21-like. The record is from RefSeq and is a predicted model, not a curated record. NCBI's taxonomy places the organism in Eukaryota, Metazoa, Arthropoda, Insecta, Lepidoptera, Pieridae. Gene Ontology annotation, cellular component: extracellular matrix. The transcript is spliced from 2 exons. The coding region runs from base 12 to 758 and encodes 248 amino acids.